Messenger RNA from Cooperia oncophora, 648 nucleotides. The record is from the annotation of a GenBank genome assembly. Lineage: Eukaryota; Metazoa; Nematoda; Chromadorea; Rhabditida; Trichostrongylidae.
AUGGUCGGUGCCGCGUUGUCGUGGGGCCUCUAUAUGGAAUGGUAUCACAAGAUCAAAGCUGUGUUGCCUAUACGUUCUCCCAAUGAAAAUCUCGAUAAUUUUCUGAUUGGCUUCGCCGCUGGGGCAGCUGUGAUGUGCGUCACAAAUCCAAUUUGGGUCACGAAGACCAGGCUCUGCUUGCAGUACGAGACAGGUGCGGCGAAAAAGUACUCAGGAAUGGUAGAUUGCUUGAGGAAGAUUUACCUGGAGGAGGGAGUUCGAGGCCUUUAUAGGGAUUAUUUGGCACAGUGCACGGUGCACUUCAAGUUCAUGAUUUACAAUCGGAUGAAGGCAUGGCGAUGUGAAAGAAACGGCUUGGUUAAGGAUUCGCAAUUGGGUCAGACUGACUAUCUGAUGUUCUCCGCCAUUUCAAAGGUCAUUGCAACUACAGCUACAUUUCCAUAUCAAGUUCUUAGAACCCGGAUGCAGGACCACAACGUGGAAGCAAGAGGAGUAUGGCGAACAACUACGGACACCCUGUCUAGAGAGGGUGUACGAGGUCUGUAUAAAGGCUGCCUAAUGGCCAACUUACGGCAGUUACCAGCAGCAGUUGUGACGUUUGUUACAUAUGAAAAUGUUAGGCGUUUUGUAAGGAAUUCAAAUAUCUAG